Molecule: messenger RNA, 378 nt
Organism: Strongyloides ratti
Lineage: Eukaryota; Metazoa; Nematoda; Chromadorea; Rhabditida; Strongyloididae
Exons: 3
Coding region: 1-378 (125 amino acids)
Source: RefSeq, a predicted model, not a curated record
AUGAUAACUUUUUUAGAUUAUAUUUUAUUACUCAUUAAAUAUUAUUAUCAUAAAGAAAUAACAAUGGAAUUAAAUAUAUCAAAUGGAGAUAAUUACAUGCGACGGGGAAGUUUGAAAUUUCCAACGGGAGAGAUAGAAAAAUUACAAGGAAAUUCAAUGAGAAGAAAAAAUAGGUCAUCAUCAUUACAUGGAAAUGCUUUAAAAAUUUCAACUUGGAAUAAUCCUGAUGGAACUGAAAGUGUAGAAAUAUCUAAGACUAGAAAAAAAAGUCAAAAAGGACCUGGAUUAAGGGAGAUGCUUUAUGGAAUUGCUGCUAAAAGAGAAAAAGAAGAAGCUGCUCAAAGGAAAAGACAAAAAAAAAUUGCUGGUAUGUUUUAA